Chaetomium strumarium is the source of this 3641-nucleotide messenger RNA. RefSeq names its product RNA polymerase I-specific transcription-initiation factor-domain-containing protein. The coding region runs from base 302 to 3487 and encodes 1061 amino acids. The transcript is spliced from 3 exons. Lineage: Eukaryota; Fungi; Ascomycota; Sordariomycetes; Sordariales; Chaetomiaceae. Gene Ontology annotation, molecular function: RNA polymerase I transcription regulatory region sequence-specific DNA binding; RNA polymerase I general transcription initiation factor binding. Gene Ontology annotation, cellular component: RNA polymerase I core factor complex. The record is from RefSeq and is a predicted model, not a curated record. Gene Ontology annotation, biological process: nucleolar large rRNA transcription by RNA polymerase I.
CGCCGUUUGCAUUAAUCAAGGCACCUGUGAGCCUCUCAUACACCUUAUGGACUCUCGAGGCUUCCUCAUCUCUUGAAGCAGCUAGGAAAGCAAUAUUACCUAAACUCUAAUUCCUGGGGCAAAAAGAUCCAUCUAUUCCAGAGCUCAAUGUUUCCAAUCCACGCCUUGUGGCAACAAUCCGAAAUCGAUCGCAACUUCGACUUCGCUUGAGAACAGCCAAAAGCUGUUAUCGUUCCUCCAAGAAACGAGAGAAUGAUACCGAAAUCAUCGCCAUUUUGGAUUCCUCUGUUAGUAGGUCCCAAUGGAUGACAACGCGGAGGAUGGUGUCCAAGCGACCGGCAGAGCCAAGGCUCACCGGGUGCCGACGGAUGGCUUCCUUGGACGCUUAACGUAUACACCAGCGCAAGGGAACGAAGGCAUCGGGCAGAUGCGAAGGAACCGGGCGAAGGAUGAGACGCCUGGCUUUCAACAAAUUACACCCUUUACGCAGUGGUGUGCGGCCACCAAGACUACCGCUCCCCAGCCUAGUGAUCCGCGGCCGUCCCAGGUGGUGAGAUAUCAAAAGAACUGGCUAUCGGAGUUUCUCCCAGAGGCUUCCAUAAAUGACGCGGAUAUCGAGUCUCUAGUUCUGGAUGAAAUCGCCGCGUCCCAGGCUAGGAGCCAACAUGCAUCAUCAGCGACGGCAGCGCUGUUCUCCGUCGGGCAAAUGGCCGACCUGAGAAAGAGCGAGUCCGGCAAGGGUCAUCCCGUCUUGGCCGUGGCUUCGGGCGUCUCGGGCAAUAUUCUGCGGUUGAUAAGCCUUGCCCGGGAGGAAGGGACCUGGACCGACGCGGACAUCAGGGUUCGUCUGCAUGGUCUGGAUUCUCAACUCGCGGGGGAGUGGUGCCAGGACGGGGUUCCCAUUUCGUUAAUCAGGUUCGCUGUUGAUUCCAGAAGAGACGACAAUCUGCGAUGGCUCCUCGUUCAGAACGGCGUUUCAACUACCAUUUACGAGCCUGAGCUGCGGAUGAUGCCCAUCUCUGCCGGCGGCGCUUUGUCCCGGCAUUCCGGCCGGGCUGCCGUCAGCCAGAUCUUUGCCAACCCUCUCUUCACCAUACCCUCCGAACGUACCGGCGGAAGCUUGCAAACUGAUAUUUGUUUCAUCCGACCUCUCGAUGCUGACAGGCCUCAACUAGCCAUCAUUGACCAGGCCGGCCAUUGGAGUUUGUGGGAAGUUUCAGGCCGUUUAAAAACACGACCGAAAAAGCUGGCGCCGGUCAUGAAGAUGUUCGGAAGCAUUUUGUCGGGAUGCAUUCCGGAGCUGCCUUCUCGCUCUACGGCGGAGCUGCAGCCGCACAAGGUACUGUGGCUAUUCUUAGGUGAGAAGUCGAAAACGUCAAAACGUUCCCACAGAUCCGCCGAGCUCGAAGCAAGUCACCCGCGAGGAUCGCUACUAUUGUGCAAUUCCAAGAACCUGCACUUGUUUGAUGUUGCAGCCCAACAGGUGCACUCCCUGACGCACCUGGUGCUUGCCAAUGACACCGAGCGCAUCUUGGGCGUAGCGCCUUCUCGACUGAAUCCUGCCCAGGCAUUCGUCCUUACUAGUACUAACCUGCUGUGGGUCAUUGCGAAGGAGAGCAAAAGCAAGAGCAAGAGCAAGAACCAGAGCAAGAGCAAGAGCAAGGAGCGCGAAAGCAAGUCGCUCUCCCUCGAUAUCCUCGGCUCGUAUCCGCACCAGAAAGAUGCAAACGACCCAACCAUCCGGCUGGAUGUGUCGCCUGGAGCGUACAUCAACGAUCUCAUGGCGUGCUUCGUCUGUGUCUGGUCCGCCCGUGAGACCGAGAUGACUGUGUUCUGGUUCAUCGACCCGGGACCAGGCACGCCGGUCCGAUACCACCGCGAUACCAUUUCGCUCAAGAGCCCUUCCAAUUUUGUCGGCCUGAGCAUCCUCCCGGCCAGCCGCCUAACGGGCGGUGAGCCAACCUCGGCAGCGGGCCGAGCAAUGAGAUCAGCACAGCUGAGAUUCUUUCAGUUACUGACGCUCGGACAGGACCUGGCAGUCCACAGUGUCCUGUGUGCCUGGUCCGAUAAUCCCAGUGUCUCGAUCCGGCCUCCUGAUGUUGUGGAGACUCUUGGGGAGGACGGUAGCCGGCGGCUUAAAUUACUACAGCGUCUAACCGACGCGUUCACCGUGCCUGAUGAGUUCGAUGAACGAGUGGUCUUUGGGAGAGAAGCGCACAAUUCGCUAGCUCUGCAGAGUAUUAGCGGAGGGAUCCAGCGGCGUAUCGACUUUGACCUCGUUGCGCAGCGCUUGUCUGGCGCAACGGGGCAGCCACUGGGAGAUCAGGACGGGCGGAUAUCUCCGAUGGCUGACAUUGAUUUCACCUUCAUUGAACAGGCAAUGGAGAGGGGGGAGCAAGACGAGUACAUGCCGAGGCAUUCAUUGUUGGAGUUGGCAACGCCCCAUCAGCCGGGGGUCGACCUUUUGCGGCUCUCGCGAGAAUGGGAUGCCCGGCAGGAAGCCCUGCACAGACAUGCCGACGAAUGGCUGUUCGUGCCUGAAGCGCGUCGGCCGCUGAUAGAUUUCGGCCCUGACGACCUUGUCGAGCGCCUCAGAGAGCUAUUUUCCGAGCCGGGGCCAACCAAACAAGUGGCCGUCCGCCAGAGGCGCGAAGAGGUGCUGCAGCACAUGGCGGCCGAGAUGUUCCUCAGUAGCAUCGGCGUCUCUGCCGUGCCCAAGUCUUGGACGGCUGCAGAAAGCCAGCUUUCAAGCUCACUGCCAUUCCCUAGUUCACCGACUCUUACGUCAUCCCAGCCGUCGCUACCAAGUUCUAGCAAAGGAAAGGGGAAGUUGACGGAAGAAGAACCGGAGGAGGAAAAGGGGGAUGCGGUCGUUCUCCGGCUGCGCAAGUACGCUAACCUCAAGACGUCCCCAACCAUUCACGGCGAGCCCGCCCUGGCCCUCUCCCGUUGGGACCUGGGCGCCGACCCCGAUGACAUCACGUGGAAGCCCGGCGAGGACCUCGAAGCCGAGGACGCGAUCAACAGGCGACGGCGGAAAAUAGAAGCACGGCGAAGGAAGGCCGAGCGGUUGUCGCAAAGGAUAUUCGGCGAGGAUUCCCUGUUGAUGGAUCAGUCGUCCCAGUCUUUGGGGGGUCCGUCGACGCAGCCACUGCCAACGAUCCUUCCAACGGGAAGCAACCAGAGCCAGCAGCACCAGCAGGGACCGCCGUGGAACUUUUCGUCGCAACAGCACGUGAUGGGAUUUGGGACGCCGAGGGUUCGCCAGGGAUCACCGUUGCGGCGGGAGUACCGGAGAGAUUCUGGGAUGAGCCUGGCUGGCUCUUCUCAGCAGCAGCAGUCUCAGGGCACGCCGUCGCAGCCUAUGUCGCAGGCACUGCCGGGGCCGUUUGGAAGGCGGCCGUCGUUCUCUCCAUUCAAGAGGAGCCAGAGUCCGUUGAAGAAGGUGAAGCGGAAGAGUGAAUUGCGGCUGAGUGGGUUUAGGUAGUGUAAAGGGAGGUCAGUCGAUUUGCGUUGGGAUGCACUGUUUCAAGAUACCUACUGUGUAUGGUGUUCAGAUACUCCGUUGGAACUCUUUUCCACGGAAGUGGGUAGGUAGUGCUAGUUAUUAUCUGCCUCCUAUAAUCUAUUCUUGUCCUAGA